Molecule: messenger RNA, 723 nt
Organism: Lepus europaeus (European hare)
Lineage: Eukaryota; Metazoa; Chordata; Mammalia; Lagomorpha; Leporidae
Gene: RPL10A
Product: ribosomal protein L10a
Exons: 6
Coding region: 38-691 (217 amino acids)
Biological process (GO): translation
Cellular component (GO): large ribosomal subunit
Molecular function (GO): structural constituent of ribosome; RNA binding
Source: RefSeq, a predicted model, not a curated record
GCUACUCUCUUUUCCGGUUACCGCGGCGCGAGGAGCCAUGAGCAGCAAAGUGUCUCGCGACACCCUGUACGAAGCGGUGCGGGAAGUCCUGCACGGGAACCAGCGCAAGCGCCGGAAGUUUCUGGAGACGGUGGAGCUGCAGAUCAGCUUGAAGAAUUAUGACCCCCAGAAAGACAAACGCUUCUCGGGCACCGUCAGGCUGAAGUCCACCCCCCGCCCCAAGUUCUCCGUGUGUGUCCUGGGCGACCAGCAGCACUGCGAUGAGGCCAAGGCUGUGGACAUCCCCCACAUGGACAUUGAGGCGCUCAAGAAGCUCAACAAGAACAAGAAGCUAGUCAAGAAGCUGGCCAAGAAGUAUGACGCCUUUUUGGCCUCAGAGUCUCUGAUUAAGCAGAUCCCACGAAUCCUGGGCCCAGGCCUAAAUAAGGCUGGCAAGUUCCCCUCCCUGCUGACACACAAUGAGAACAUGGUGGCCAAAGUUGAUGAGGUGAAGUCCACAAUCAAGUUCCAGAUGAAGAAGGUGCUGUGUCUGGCUGUGGCAGUCGGCCACGUGAAGAUGACAGACGACGAGCUUGUGUACAACAUCCACCUGGCUGUCAACUUCCUGGUGUCACUGCUCAAGAAGAAUUGGCAGAACGUCCGGGCCUUGUACAUCAAGAGCACCAUGGGCAAGCCCCAGCGCCUGUACUAAAGCACAUGCUAAUAAACACUGGUGCCACCGUC